Nicotiana attenuata is the source of this 648-nucleotide messenger RNA. RefSeq lists its product as uncharacterized. Lineage: Eukaryota; Viridiplantae; Streptophyta; Magnoliopsida; Solanales; Solanaceae. The record is from RefSeq and is a predicted model, not a curated record. The transcript has a single exon. Bases 1 to 648 code for a protein of 215 amino acids.
AUGGGGAAAAGAGUGGUUGAUUCUUCACCCACUUCUGAUAAAGGUAAAAUGGCUAUUUGUGGAGCAGGAUCAGAUAACAUAGAGGAAAGUGUCAAGAAAACAGGGGGAAGUGGGUAUGGCGAAGCCGCUGAAGGGCUGGUUAAUCUUGGGCAAAAAGAAGAUGAACCUGGUUCAUCAGUUGAAGAAACCCUCGCAGACCUUUUGAAGAAAGUAGGUGACAACUACAACCCUAAGAAGAAGAGAACUUCCAUGACUAAGAGCCCUGGCACUGCUAGGACUAACAAAAAAAGAAAGGUUGCUCCUUCUGACACUAUUGAAAUUCCUCCCAUAAGAGGAAGAGCCACAAGAAGUCAACUGAAGCAAAAUGAGGAAGUGAUACAGAAAGCAUUAGAAGAAAGCAAAAAGAAACGAAUGGACAAAGGGAAGAAGAAAGUGGGAGAGCCUGUUGAGGCUGUUGAUGUGGAUGAGAUGGAUCUGGUCCAUCAAGAUGAAGAUGAAAAUGCUGAAGUGGAGGUUCAGACUCCCAAGCCCAAGAAAGCCAAGACUUCCACUAAGAAGUCUACUCCUAUGUCAAAGUUUGCUGAACCAUCCACCCGGGCAAAAAAGGACCAAGUCUGCAGUGAAACCCAAACAAGUAAAAAUUGCUGA